Gongylonema pulchrum is the source of this 1053-nucleotide messenger RNA. Lineage: Eukaryota; Metazoa; Nematoda; Chromadorea; Rhabditida; Gongylonematidae. The record is from the annotation of a GenBank genome assembly.
GAUCGCGGCACACCAUCACAGAGGUCGACACGUAGCGGUCACGAGAGACGAUCUGCGCAUUCCGCUCAUCAUCAUCAUCGCUAUCACGGCGGAGAGGGUGAGAAUGGUAAUGAGGAUUUUCAAGUACCAGCAGCAUCACCGUAUCACACCACUACACAAAGGAGGCAUCAACGUGGUUCCCAGUCCUGUUACAACGCUUUCAGCGAUGAUUUUGAUCGGUUUUCCAAUAUGAACAGGUCGUUCACCGCCGCUGUGCAUCCCAGAUUUAAGGAACUUCGCAACGAAUUACGAGUAACUACUGAUCGAAAAAAUUACUAUAAAGAUUUGUAUAAACGUGAGCGGCAAAAUCGGAUACGUGAUCGCGAGUUGCGUGACCUCGUCGAGAAGAAGCUAAUGGAUGAUUUGAAAGAAAGAGAAAUGGAAUAUUCGAAUUGUCUACUGCGGAUUAAAUCCCUAGAACAACAGCUGCAACACCAGUCCAACUUUCCUCCACCAAUGCGCGAAUCCACAUUUCGAGUUCCACACUUUUGCACUCCGUCAACAUCGCACACCGCUUCAACGAUGGCCGGUGCUGGUGAAGCCCUGUCCAGUACAUCGGAAUUGUUUGGUCUACGAAGCGCUUACCUCACCAGUCCGCCCGUCCCAGGGUCUGAAGCGAUACCCGCAUCGCUAGGAGUAGCAGCGGCUGUAGUACCGGAAAAUUCCGGCGAGAUGCCGGACGAAACGAAAGUUUUCCGGCAACCUGAUGAAUCUGCUUUGGAACUUCCGAGAAACAGCAGCAACUGUGAUGAUUCUGAUGAACAAGUCGGCGUUAAAAACAGCGAAGCCGUGCAGAAUUUUGAAACGGAUGACGUCAAAAGCUCCGUUGCCGACGUGUUGAAAAGUUGUAACGAUAACAACAGCAAAGAUAACAAUGGCAAUAUUAACGGGACAGUAUUAGAGGAAGAAGCACAGUCGGACACCGGCUACGGGACAACAUCGGAAUGUGCUUCCGACCUACGACGAGUACACAGCGAUUCUGACCUGCCCUUGCAACAACUUUCGCAGGCUUGA